This is a messenger RNA of Saimiri boliviensis boliviensis (Bolivian squirrel monkey), 463 nucleotides long. It is a transcript of the gene SPMIP10, whose product is annotated as sperm microtubule inner protein 10. The record is from RefSeq and is a predicted model, not a curated record. NCBI's taxonomy places the organism in Eukaryota, Metazoa, Chordata, Mammalia, Primates, Cebidae. Gene Ontology annotation, biological process: flagellated sperm motility.
AUUCCACCCACUGCUGUCAGAAAUGGCUUCAGGGAAAGAUACUUGCCCUACUUUGCCUAAAAUCACCAACAACUGCUCUGAUGAGAGUCCCUACAAACCUGCUAAUAAGUAUGAAGAGAUUCAUUUGCCACGAUUUUCAUUAAAGCAAGGAAUGAUCCCAACACGUUAUGUUAUGCCUUGGAAAGAAAACAUGAUAUUCAGGAAUGUGAAUCUGAAGCGAGCAGAGGUGUGUGGGAUCUAUACUGGCCCUUUUGAAGACUCUCUGUUUUUGAACCACAGUGAAAGGCUUUGCCAUGGGGAAGAUCGUAAAGUCGUCUUGAAAAAAGGCCCACCAGAAAUAAAAAUUGCAGAUAUGCCUUUGCAUUCACCUCUCUCCAGAUACCAAAGCACUGUGAUUUCCCAUGGCUUCAGGAGACGACUAGUCUGAUGAAAGAAGAAUAAAAUAAUAAAGCGUUUCAAUCUC